This is a messenger RNA of Colletotrichum fioriniae, 879 nucleotides long. RefSeq lists its product as uncharacterized. The record is from RefSeq and is a predicted model, not a curated record. NCBI's taxonomy places the organism in Eukaryota, Fungi, Ascomycota, Sordariomycetes, Glomerellales, Glomerellaceae. Gene Ontology annotation, molecular function: 3'-5'-RNA exonuclease activity.
AUGCAUCCCGACAAUGUUGCCACUGAACCGAUGCCUGUUCGCUUGAUCACACUUAAUAUCCGCUACGCCAUCAAGAAGAAGCUGUUGCCAAAUGAGCAGCCCUGGGAAGCCCGCUGCCCAAAGUUGACAUCUCAGCUGAGAUUCCAUACUGCCGGCCUCCCAAAUGCCUUCAUAUGCAUUCAAGAAGCGCAGAACCAACAACUUCACGACUUAGAAGCCGAAUUGGGCCCACGAUGGGCCAGCAUCGGUCGUGGUCGUGCUGAUGGGGUGUCCGACGGGGAGUUUUCGCCGGUGUUUUACCGGAUUGAUCACUGGACUGCAGAGCAGAGCGAGACGUACUGGCUCAGUCCCACACCGGAGAAACCUUCGAACGCAUGGGGCGCAACCAUCAAUCGCAUUGUCACGGUUGGCCUGUUCAAGCACAAGACCUCCGACGUUAGGAUCGUUGUGAUGAGCACGCACCUCGAUCACAAGAGCCAAGAAGCCAGGCGGGAGAGUGCUAAAUUGCUUCUUAAGAUUGCUGAAGACUGGCGCAAGGAUGCAUCAGAAAAUUGUGGAAAGGAUGUGCCAGUCUUCUUAGGCGGGGACUUCAAUAGCGGGCCGAAGGACGAGCCGCAUCAAAUUAUGACAGCCCAGCCCGGGGGCAUGAGAGAUAUACCGGACUUGGUCCCGGCUUAUAAGCACCAUGGGAAUAAGAUCACCUACACGACCUUUGGUGAGGCAGAACCGACGACGAUUGAUUAUCUCUUUGUGCUGAACCCCGAGUACAUCCGGUUUUGUAACUUUGCUGUUGUGUCAAACAGCUUUGACGAUGGUGUUUAUUACUCAGAUCAUCGACCUGUGAUAGCAGACAUGGAACUUCUGUCCUCGACAGACUAG